CUCUCACACACACUCCCUUCUGUCCUUCAACCUCGAGACAAGCAGCUCCGCCAGACCUUAUAUGAAGCACAAUCAAAAUCCCUGACAGUUCGCAAAAAGCCUCUAAAGAUGUCACUAAUGCCAGCAGGGUGUGCUCCUAUGUAGACAUUCAGUCUUUCCACGGUUGAUAGGCCCAUAGUUCCCUUGUAGUGUUCUUCAAGCCUGUCUACAAUGUCCACUUAUAGCUCUGCAAAGUACUAUCCAGAGGUAGUUCCCAACCCCAACGGUCAAGCACCGGUACCAGACCGUAAGGGAACAGCGAUGCAAAAAACAACGCUUGUCAGCCCGUCUGAUUCCGGGUAUGAUUCAUCUGGAUACUCUAACGAGUCCCCGUCUGAGACUUCAAUACACGUUCGAGCUGUAGAGUAUACUCCGGUAAGUAGGGUCUUUACCGAUCAUGAACACCUAGGCUUUGCGUGCAACAAAGACACCUAUCGCGAUACAAACUUGUCCGCUGAUGAAGCAAGAGACCGACUUCUUUUCUUGAAAUCGUAUACCAGUCGGAGAUGGAAAUGACCGGUUGAAACCGUAUAACAGUCAAAGGAUAGAAAUGACCAGUUGAAACCGUAUAGCAGUCAAAGGAUGGAAAUGACCAGUUGGAACCGUAUACUAGUCAGAGAUGGAUGGAACCAAUUUUUCUUGGAAUUGCUACAAUUCUUUACUGUGCAUAGAGUAGUUCCAGCCUGACAAUCGAUCUGCGUGUAUACAACAAGAGACAAAUGAAGAAUGAUACUGGUGACUAUUUCGUGGCUGCUAUAUUUACACCUAUGAAUGUUAGUUAAAAAGCAAAUCUGUGGCAGCGCAUUUCCUGACAGAACAGUGCUAUCAGAAUAACUCUGGCCUUCGUAAUAUUGGUCAAUUAGCGUACGCUGAUUGUUCCCUACAUAAUGACCAUGUUCAUUGAGUGCACAACAACUACUCAGUACGCCUCCAGUGGCGCCUGUGUAACAAGCAGGGCCGCCUCAACAUCUGGUGCUGUACACUUUUUUUUGGAUAUAUUCGAGUGAGAACUUUCUCAUCCUGCACGACGGAGCAAUUUAGUCUGGAAAAAGACUUCACAAAUAUUAGUAUACGUCUACCUCAGAUCCAUUGAUAAAGGAUAUUUUACUUGUUCAGUUGAACUGGGCG
Molecule: messenger RNA, 1167 nt
Organism: Sphaeroforma arctica JP610
Lineage: Eukaryota; Ichthyosporea; Ichthyophonida
Exons: 1
Coding region: 211-555 (114 amino acids)
Source: RefSeq, a predicted model, not a curated record